This is a messenger RNA of Ciona intestinalis (vase tunicate), 1039 nucleotides long. NCBI's taxonomy places the organism in Eukaryota, Metazoa, Chordata, Ascidiacea, Phlebobranchia, Cionidae. The record is from RefSeq and is a predicted model, not a curated record.
UGGAAAUUGACCCACCCCUUUUUCUACAGUCUGAAUGUUCUGGCUGUCCUGCCGGUAAAUUCUGCAGCGGUGGAAAAGAUGCCCCAGAUGGUGACUGUGCAGGGGGUUAUUACUGUGUUGUGAAUUCCACACAAGAAAAACCACCAGUUACAGAUAACACAGGUGGUCCAUGCCCAUCUGGUUUCCAAUGCCCAGUAGGAUCUGCCAACCCAGAAGCUUGCAGAAUUGGAACUUAUAAUAACCAACCUGGACUGCAAGAGUGCUACACCUGUCCUGCAGGCUACUUCUGUCCUGAAAAUGCCACAGACUAUAUCAACAACGAGUGUCCGCCUGGUUAUUUCUGCCCUAAUGGAACUGGGGGUGCAUUUGAUCACCCAUGCCCUAUUGGUACAUUCAACAAUGCUAGUGGUGGACAGGAUUUAAGGGACUGUGCUCCUUGUAAACCAGGUUAUUAUUGCGAAACUGUUGGUCUACGUGAACCCAAUGCUCUAUGUUCAGAGGGCUGGUAUUGCACGUUAUGUUCAUGGUCUCCCACCCCUACUAACUCCACCCCUAUAACUGUAAGCGACACUUCAUGCCUAUGUCCUGUACAAAGUGACGUCAACUCAACAGGAGGUCGAUGCCAACCUGGAAGUUUCUGCCCAACAGGGUCAUACGAACCAACACCGUGCACGCCAGGAGAAUAUUGUGAAACUGCUGGUCUUGGUAGCGCGACCAGUGGACCGUGUCAAGCAGGUUUCUAUUGUCUCGGUGGUGCGAGCUCUCCCACCCCCUCUGAUGGUGUAACUGGCGAUGUGUGUCCCAUCGGGCAUUACUGUGAGUCAGGUAGCAAAGAUAAAACACCUUGUGCUCCUGGUACCUUCAGUAACCUUACUGAGAAUCAGAACCAAGCAAACUGUACUAUGUGCACACCAGGUAAUAUGCAUUUCUAAUUUUAAAAUUACUGUAAAAUAUAAUAAACUUGAAAAAAUGCGAAAAGUUAGUUACUGUUUCAAGUUUUUAAAUUUUCAUUUGAUGCAAAUUUUUUACAACAGUGGUA